AUGGCAGGUGCCUCUGUCACGUCACAGCUACGCAAGGCGGCACGCAUCAUUCUUAUCGGCGCUCCCGGCGUAGGCAAAGGCACUCAAACCGAACGCUUACUGCACCGCUUUCCGCAACUCUCCUCAAUAAGCUCGGGGGAUCUGCUGCGAGAUAAUGUUCGAAAUAAAACGCCGCUGGGCAACCAAGCUGCCGAACUCAUGAAUCGCGGCGCUCUCGUCCCAGACUCCAUGAUACUGCGUCUGAUUCGCAACGCACUCACGACCCGCGGCUGGCUGAUCCCCGCAGACGGAAUGAAGCCCAUGACUCUCAACUUUGCUUCGACCCAGAUCUCCUCGGAUGCUACCAUCACAGAGUCGGUUCAACACAACGAUUACAUCCAUCUUCCUCCCGAUUUGGACUCGGAGUACCGCUAUUCGGACCAUCCAGACGCUUCCUUCAUCCUUGAUGGCUUCCCACGAAAUGCUGCGCAAGCCGCACAGUUGGAAAAGAUGAUUCCGGUGAAUCUCGCCAUACAUGUACAUACGCCUACGGAAGUCAUUUUGGGGAGGAUCGGUAAUCGAUGGGUACAUCCGAAGAGCGGCCGGGUGUACAACACCACAUUUAACGCCCCAAAGGAGGAUGGCAAGGAUGAUAUCACUGGCGAGCCAUUAAUCCAGAGGGAUGACGACAAGCCCGAAGUAUGGAGGCAGAGACUAAAAACAUUUGAAGAGAGCUCCAAAGAUCUGUUGGGUUAUUAUGAGAAAAGGGGUGUUCUGUGGAAGGUGGAAGGUGGAAGUAGUGAUGAGAUCACACCACGACUGUUUGAUGAAUUUGACAAACGCUUUGGAGCAUGA
Messenger RNA from Ramularia collo-cygni, 834 nucleotides. RefSeq names its product related to adenylate kinase 2. NCBI's taxonomy places the organism in Eukaryota, Fungi, Ascomycota, Dothideomycetes, Mycosphaerellales, Mycosphaerellaceae. Gene Ontology annotation, biological process: nucleobase-containing compound metabolic process. Bases 1 to 834 code for a protein of 277 amino acids. Gene Ontology annotation, molecular function: ATP binding; AMP kinase activity. Gene Ontology annotation, cellular component: mitochondrion; cytoplasm. The record is from RefSeq and is a predicted model, not a curated record. The transcript is spliced from 2 exons.